Guillardia theta CCMP2712 is the source of this 648-nucleotide messenger RNA. RefSeq lists its product as hypothetical. Lineage: Eukaryota; Cryptophyceae; Pyrenomonadales; Geminigeraceae. The record is from RefSeq and is a predicted model, not a curated record. The transcript has a single exon. The coding region runs from base 66 to 635 and encodes 189 amino acids. Gene Ontology annotation, molecular function: protein binding.
UGCUAUACAGAGAAGGGACGCAUACCAACAGCAUCACGAGUCAACGAGACGUGUCUGUCUUGAACAUGUCGCGGAGAAGCAGAGCGUUGUUAGCCGGGAACUGCCAUGUCGCCUUCAACUCUCAGGAAUGUGCGCGAGAGUUUUCGAUCUCUGCGGACAGAAGCAUUGCCAGGAAGCUACACGAGACUUCGAGUCCAAUCAUCGCCAGCACCACUCGCUUGCCUUCCGACUGGCUUCAUAUCAAGAUCACCUUUGAAAUUCGAGCCUCGCCGCAACGACCCAGUAUAGGCAGGGAAAUCAGACUAGGCUUGAUGCGAGAGAGGCGCUUGGACCCUGACUUUCUCCACUCUUACAGUCUUGGCAGCGACGAAAACUCGUGGGCAGUCAGCUUGAGGUCCAGGGACGUCUUUCACUUGCACAACAACAACCAUACGAGGUUGGCUGGUGUACAUUUCAGUGAUGCUGAUCACAUUUCUAUCGUCCUGAAUCGACAGCAUCAAACUGCCUCCUUCUCUCUCAACGACGCUCAGCAGCUUGUAUGCUUUCAAGGUGUUGACGAGAGAGUUGUACCUUUAGUGUCGAUAUCUGCUCCUGCCGUCUGUGAUGUCGCCAUAUUGCCAUGUGAAGUUUGGUAAAGACAACCCGGCC